AUGAAGUUCUUCACAACCAUCCUGUGUCUUACCACCAUCGCCGUGGCUCAGGCUGGCCACAGCAAUGUCAAGUUCCCCGUUAGCCCCAAGACCACCAUCGCCCAGGGCCAGAAUACUUGCGGGAAUGAUGCGAAGCUUUCGUGCUGCAAAAGGGCAACCUACACCCAUGAUAUUAACACGUCCAAUACCGGACCUUUGGCUGGAGUUCUGGCUAAUGCCCUCGGCGGUGGCCCUGGGGGUGAUGGUCUAGGUCUGUUUGGGCAGUGCCAGGACCUUAGUCUCAGCGCUGCCGGUAUUGUGGACCCGAAUCUGUCGAUCGACCGGGAGUGUAAGCAAAACAUUGCCUGUUGCCAGAACUCGCCUUCGACUUCCAACAACAACCUCGUCGGUGUUGCCGUUCCAUGCGUUGCGCUGGGCUCCAUCCUAUAA
Molecule: messenger RNA, 429 nt
Organism: Penicillium lagena
Lineage: Eukaryota; Fungi; Ascomycota; Eurotiomycetes; Eurotiales; Aspergillaceae
Product: conidial hydrophobin Hyp1/RodA
Exons: 3
Coding region: 1-429 (142 amino acids)
Cellular component (GO): fungal-type cell wall
Molecular function (GO): structural constituent of cell wall
Source: RefSeq, a predicted model, not a curated record